GCCAGUGUGCGUUGCGCCUUUGCUUUCCGAAAACUUUUUUCUGUUUUCAACUUACAGCAGCAACCCCUCGCUGUUUAUUUGCUAAAAACAGGGAUGUUCUCUGGAAGAAAGUUACACCCCAGCAGCGCACUUUCACCUUGGAAAGUUUAAGGACUUUAGAUAACUUACCGGAAAGUUAGUGAAUGGGGAGCGUUUGGGAAGACUUUUACGCACUGAGCUGGGCGACCCAAGUUUACAUGUUUUAAAAGAACAGUUCUUGCGUGUCACACCAAAAAAAAAAAAAAAAAGAAAAAAAAAUCCCAGCUUUCUUCAUUUUCUUCAAUGGCCAGGAGGUUUUUAAAGGACCCUCGCUGAUCGAGUCACGCGAGAGAAAGUUUGGUGAACUUGUGCCAAAAGCGAGUAAAGUCUACCACGAAGUCUACCAUCCACGGCGCGUCUGGAGCGUCUGCUUUGGCCCCUGCGGGUCUGAGUUUAACUCGGUUUGGGAGUAAAUUGAGAGGAAUUGAGCUGGAUAUGACUUCUCUGGCCGGAGCGGGGAAGCCUGCGGCGGCUCGCCGGGUCUGGGCUCUGGUUGUCGCCCUGCUGGCGGCCGCAGCCUCCGUGGAUGGAUGCCCGCACAAGUGCAGCUGCUCCGGCUCGCAUGUGGACUGCCAGGCUCUGGCUCUGAAGACGGUGCCUAAGGGAGUCCCGAGGAAUGCCGAGCGCCUGGAUUUGAACAGAAACAACAUCACCAGGAUCACAAAAGUGGACUUUUCUGGGCUCAAAAACCUCAGGAUUCUUCAUCUGGAGGACAACCAAAUCAGCGUUAUCGAGAGAGGAGCCUUCCAAGACCUCAGACUGCUGGAGAGACUUCGUCUGAACAGAAACAAACUCCAAAUUCUCCCAGAGCUUCUCUUCCAGUCCAACCCCAAACUGGGCCGAGUAGACCUGAGUGAGAACCAGAUCCAGGCAGUUCCAAGAAAAGCUUUCAGAGGAAUCACCAACGUCAAGAACUUGCAACUGGACAGCAACCACAUCAGCUGCAUUGAAGAUGGAGCUUUCCGAGCGCUGCGUGAUCUGGAGAUUCUCACCCUCAACAACAACAACAUCACCCUCAUCCCCCUGUCCAGCUUCAACCACAUGCCCAAGCUGCGGACGCUCCGUCUGCACUCCAACAACCUCCACUGCGACUGCCACCUGUCCUGGCUCUCUGACUGGCUCCGGGCCCGGCGAGGGUUGGCUCCCUUCACCCAGUGCAUGUCUCCUGCCCACAUGAGAGGCCUCAAUGUCCCAGAUGUGCAGAAGAAAGACUUUGUGUGCAAUGGUCCAGCGCAGACGGAACCGAGGACUUGUGCUCCUCAGGUGUCCGUGUGUCCAGCCAGCUGCAGCUGCAAGGAUAAUAUCGUAGACUGUCGUCGUAAAGGUCUCGCCGAAAUCCCAGCGAACCUCCCAGAGGGCAUCGUUGAGAUUCGUUUGGAGCAGAACUUGAUAAAAAGUGUGCCUGCAGGAGCCUUUUCUGCCUACAAGAAGCUCAAACGGAUUGACCUGAGCAAGAACCAGAUAUCUGACAUCGCUGCGGAUGCUUUCAGUGGCCUCCGCUCACUCACCUCACUGGUGCUGUAUGGAAAUAAGAUUACUGAGCUGCCCAAGGGAUUAUUUGAUGGACUGGUUUCCCUGCAGCUGCUAUUGCUGAAUGCCAACAAAAUUAACUGUCUAAGAGUCAACACCUUCCAAGACCUACAGAACCUCAACCUGCUGUCAUUGUAUGACAACAAGCUUCAAACUAUCAGCAAAGGACUGUUCGCUCCUCUGCGCUCCAUCAAGACCCUUCAUCUGGCCCAGAAUCCCUUUAUGUGUGACUGUCACCUGAAGUGGCUGGCUGACUACUUGUUUGACAACCCGAUAGAGACCAGCGGAGCUCGCUGCAGUCACCCCAGAAGGCUGGCCAACAAACGGAUCAGCCAAGUCAAGGGCAAGAAGUUCAGGUGCACAAGUCAGGACGACUAUCGCAGCCGUCUGAGUGGGGAGUGUUUCCAGGACCUGGUAUGUCCAGAAAAAUGCCGCUGUGAAGGAACGGUGGUCGACUGCUCCAACCUCAAACUGAUCCGACUACCGCCGCACAUCCCAGAGCACACCACGGACCUGCGGUUAAACGACAACGAGAUUGCUGUCCUGGAGGCGACAGGGAUUUUUAAGAAGUUGCCCAACUUGAAGAAAAUCAACCUGAGCAACAACAAGCUGAGGGACAUCCGUGAGGGAACCUUCGAUGGAGCCGGAGGCGUUUUGGAGUUACUGCUAACAGGGAACAAGCUGACUGGACUGCAGGGCCGCAUGUUCAGAGGACUAAGUGGCCUCAAAACUCUCAUGCUGCGGAGCAACCAGAUCAGCUGCAUCGACAACGGGACGUUCACGGGCCUGAGCUCGGUGCGCCUGCUGUCGCUGUACGACAACAGGAUCUCCAGCAUCGCCCCGGGAGCCUUCUCCACCCUGCACUCGCUGUCCACCAUCAACCUUCUCUCCAACCCGUAUGUGUGCGACUGCCACUUGUCCUGGCUGGGCCAGUGGCUGAAGAAGACCCGGGUGGUGAGUGGAAACCCCCGCUGCCAGAGGCCGCCCUUCCUCAAGGAGAUUCCCAUCCAGGAUGUGGCUACCCCAGAUUUCACAUGCGACGGUGUGGAGGAUAAUGGCUGCCUCCCUGCGUCGGGUUGUCCUGACGCCUGCACUUGCUCAGAUGGCGUGGUGCGAUGCAGCAACAGAGGACUGCACUCUCUGCCCAAAGGCGUUCCCAAGGACACCACGGAGCUGUACCUAGAGGGUAAUAUGCUGACAUCUGUGCCGAAGGAGCUGGCAGGCCUGAAGCAGCUGUCACUGGUGGACCUGAGCAACAACAGCAUCAGCACUCUGGCGCCGCAUACCUUCAGCAACAUGACUCAAUUAGCUACUCUCAUCUUGAGCUAUAACCAGAUCCGCUGCAUUCCAGCCCACGCCUUCGACGGGCUCAGGUCACUUCGUCUGCUGACACUCCACGGUAAUGACCUGUCAACUAUCCCUGAAGGGGCUUUUAACCACCUCACCUCGCUUUCCCACCUGGCUCUCGGUGCCAACCCUUUGUACUGCAAUUGUGACUUACGCUGGCUCUCUCAGUGGGUCAAAGCUGGCUUUAAAGAGCCCGGCAUUGCUCGUUGUGCUGGACCUCCUGACAUGGCUGACAGACUCCUGCUCACCACCCCCCUCAACAAAUUUCAGUGUAAAGGUCCGGUGGAUAUCAGCCUCCUGUCAAAGUGCGCCCCUUGCUUGGCAGGACCGUGCAGGAACAACGGUACGUGUGUGUCUGAGGCUGCUGGAUCCUACCACUGCACCUGCCCCAAUGGAUUCAAGGGUCAAAACUGUGAAAUCCCCAUCAACGCGUGUAUCAGCUUCCCCUGCUCGAACGGAGGAACCUGCCACAUCCAGACCGGCCUGGAGGACCACUUCAGCUGCGCGUGUCCGCCUGGUUUCGAGGGCCAGCGUUGUGACAUAAACCCAGAUGACUGUGAAGACAAUGACUGUGAGAACAAUUCUACCUGUAUCGAUGGGGUCAACAACUACACCUGCGUCUGUCCUCCAAACUACACGGGUGAUCUGUGUGAUGAAGUGGUUGACCCUUGUCUCAGCGGUUUCGACCCGUGUCUGCACGACUCCAAGUGCAUUCAUGUUGGGCGCAGGUAUAGGUGCGAAUGUUUACCAGGCUACGUCGGCCAACAUUGUGAGCAGGACUAUAAUGACUGCUUGGAGAAUAAAUGUCAACACGGUGCAGAGUGUGUGGACGCUGUCAACGGAUAUACCUGCGUCUGCAAAGAGGGUUUCAGUGGGCUGUUCUGUGAGAACCCUCCACCAAUGAUCUUGCUGCAGACCAGCCCCUGCGACCAAUCGGACUGCCAGAACCGGGCCCAGUGCCUGGUGGUUGCCGGGGAGCCCAUUUGCCGCUGCUUGCCCGGUUUCUUUGGUACUAAUUGCGACAAAAUGGCCACCGUUCACUUCCUGGGUCGCGACGGAUUCGUGGAGCUGCCGGGCACCAAGCUCCGUCCAACUGCCCAUGUGUCGUUGCAGGUGGCGACAGACAGAGACAACGGUAUUCUGCUGUACAAGAACGACCAGGACCCCCUGGCGCUGGAGCUUUAUCAGGGGCACAUACGCCUCAUCUAUGACAUCACCAACUUCCCACCCACCACUGUGUACAGCGUUGAGUCGGUGAAUGACGGACUUUUCCACACAGUUGAGCUGUUGAUCCAGAAUCGCUCCCUGAGCCUGGUGGUGGAUAACGGCGCCCCGAAGAGCCUGGGCAAGCUAACGCGCCAGCUCUCCGUCGACCACAACACUCAGCUGUACAUAGGAGGCGUCCCAUCGCAGGUUGUGGCUCUAGGUUUACGUCCUGGUUCUGAUCGUGCCUCUCAGGCCUUUAACGGCUGCAUACACAACUUUAAGAUCAAUGGAGAGAUUCAAGACUUGAGUUUUAAAUCUGCAGGACAUCGACUGCAAGGGGUUGAAGGAAAGGGCGAUGGCAUCCUCGCAGGGUGUCAUUCCUGCAGUGUGUGUGCACAGGGCGCCUGCAGAGAGGGAGGGGCGACGGGGGUCACUUGUGAUUGUCCUCCAGGUAGGAGAGGGGCUCUGUGUGAUGAGACGACAGCCUCAAAUCCCUGUCAGAACAGCAGAUGUGUUCACGGCGUAUGUGUGCCCAAGGGUCCGUCUUACAGUUGCCAGUGUAAAGAAGGCUACCAGGGUCAGUACUGCGACCGACGGCAGGAGCCUUCGGCUUGCAGGGGGGUUCGCUGUGGAAGAGGAGAGUGUCGCGUAUCAGAGGGGGGAGAUCCCGUCUGCCACUGUCCGGCAGGCUACACCGGACCAACCUGUGACACAGCAGAGUUCACGUGUCAAGGAGAGCUGGUGAGGGAGCAGCUGAAGCGGCACCAAGCCUUGAGAACAUGCACGUCCAUCAACAAGAUUCCUCGCGAUUGCUCCAAAUCCUGCCAGGCUUCGGCGCCCCCUGGUGUCUGCUGCGGCGUCACCAAGACCAGGCGGAGGAAGAUUGCUUUCCGCUGCAGCGACGGGAACUCGUACACGGAGGAGAUGGAAACAGCUCAGGAUUGUGGCUGCUCUAAAUGCCCCUUGUAACAGCACAGCAGUUCAUUUGUUUGUUCUGCAACACACACACCGCUGCCGUUUGGUGGAUUCUGCAAGUCUGUGAGGCCGUCACUCCGACAUUUUUCCACUGAUGAGCACCAGCACUGCACGUUUAACUUCCACAUCAUGUUUGACCGCUGCCAAUCAUUGCCAAGAGACAUCACAAAAAGAAAAGAAAAGAAAAGAAAAAAAGGGACAUAUGUGUGUGAUUUUUGACAGAGAGAAUAUAUAUUGUAAGAUAUAAGUGAGAAAACAUAGAACUUAUUUUUAUUAUGGAUUUUUUUGUAAGGUGAUAAAAGGACUGAUGAGCUGUUUUUAAUAUGUUUAUUAUAUAAUGUGUUACAUAGUAUAAAGUAUUUUCUACCUUUUUAAAGAAGGAAAAAUACACAACAAAAUCAAUUAACAUUCCUUAAAAGUAUAUAAAUUUAUAUGUAUGUGUAAAUCUAUUAAAGACAAAAGAAAACAAAAAAAAACAACAAAUAUUUACUCUAACCAAAUGAAUCUUUGUAUCAUCCAAAUGUAUGUGCAUGAUGGUGAUGUGAGUGCCGAUGUUUUGGAGGUCGUGGACACUGAGAGGGCAGGUUGAAAACGGGAGCUUGCUUGAUUCCACAACAAGAAAAAGUUUUAUCCUCCCUCCGGGAGGUUGAAAGGGAACUGUAAGUGCCGAGCUAACCUGCUUUCUUUAUGAAACAGACAUCAUCCUCACAUGUGAGUUCACAAACAAAGACUAUCCACAGAGAGGAUUUAACAGUUUUGCUCUAUUAAUGUGUUAUUCUGUAGUUUGCUUUUACACAGCACACCUGGAGCCACACGAGGUUUGAAAUUAAAAUCGCUAAGACUUCCCCAUUCAUUAUAAGUCAGAUAAUCUCAUCCUUAUAUAAGAAUAAUAACAAUAAACUAAUAUAGAAAGUUAGCGGUUAACCGAUUAGAAACCUGUUAACUGCUGACAUUUAGAAGAUAUGAAGAAAUCCCUGAUCAGCUGUAAGAGCUUGUACGUCAGGCCCAUCAGAAAACACCCACGUGACGCAGGGAAGUCGGUGCGUAGUCGGUAUGCUUUGUCGCGUCAUUUUCACAAACGUGACGUCUGGUGAACUAACUAACCAUACGUUUCCAAAACACUACACCAAAAUGAGAUGUUGGAUUGCUGGAGUCAAUACAGUAUUUUCAGCUGUUAACUUUGGUACUUCAGUUGCUGCUCGUGAGCGCUAGUUGGUCGAGUCGCUGUUUCAGACCCUUCACAACACCAAGAAGUAAAAGAUAAGAAACACUAAUGACUGAAAGUAUUGAUUGGUGCAAGUUCAAGCUCUUUUAUGUGCUCGUUUUGAAAUUUAGAAAUGCUGCUCCAAGAUUUUCAACAGCUGCAACAGAGUUAUUGAUCUCUCUGCGCUGUUGCCAUGACAACACAAUCAAGAUUCUGUGAUUUCCAAAGAUGAUGAUGCCAGAAUAACUAUACCUCUCCCCCUCUUCUUAGUGACAUUACCUCUGAAGGUUGGAGGAAAUGUAAAGGCAUACUAAUUUGAUGAAGAGGAGCUUUACUUGUGCCACAAGUUGUUUUUUUUUGUGUGACUUUUGGUGAGAAAAUAUAUCACAGCCUCAUGUUGAAUGUGAAACUGCAGAUUCAACAAUUACUCACUUCCUUUUUGAGCUUUCAUACAGUAUUACUGCAUUCACUGAGGAUGUUUUUCAUCUACAAGAUGUUAAGAGGGGUCGGUUGGGCUCAUUGACGACUGUUUUUGUAUCAAUAUUAAUACCAUGUAUAUCUGAACGCAUCCACAAUAUUGAGGAGUGAGUCAAUGCAACAGACAGCUCAGCUGAGUAUGACGUGAUUAUUACAAAUAUGCACUUACUCACUUGCAAUAAAUGCUCUGGAAGAUUAAGUGCUUUGUUAACACGUUGUUUCACCUUAUGUUUCUGGGGAACUGUGACUUAAGGUUACAAAAACGGUCUAAUGUUUUAAACAUUUAAAAAGGUUAAGUUUCAACACUGAUUCUGUGUGAUGUAGUUAAUAAAGUGCCUUCCAGUUGUUGACCAAUAGAAACAUGCUCCUCUCUGAUCCCAGUGAAGUAGAUAAGUGGGCUUAAAACAGUUCCAUCAUGAAACCACAUUUCAACAGAGGAACCAAAGCAUGGGUGAAAAAAAUAAAUAAAAAUGCAAAAAAAAACAUCUACUCCAGAAUGGUACAUUAACUGUUGACUAAUACAAGUAAAGUAUAAUAAAAUAAUAUAAUGUAACUACUACUGUACUGUUUACUUUUUAUACAUUAUUACUUUGUUUACAUCAAAUGCAAAGUACGGCCACGCCUUUGCAGUUUUUACAGCUCUGCCAUUUGAGGUUUGUAACAUAUCAGUGUUAUUCUUGUGUAACAACAUUUUGUUUUGGUUUUUCAGAAUUCAAUUUCUCUGUACGCAGUCCUUAAAUGUUUGCUUUUUCCUUUUUUUUUUUUUUUCUUGCAUUCCCAUACAUUUUCCUCGUUUCAACCCAAAAACACUCAUUUUCACCAUCUGUUUUCUUUAUACAUUUAAUUUCUGCUUCCUUCUCUUUGGCGCCUUCAAGAUCUCUCAUCCUGGUCCUACACGUUUUGGUUUUCAUUGUAAACAUUGAAACACCUCAGUUACUAGUUAUGGCAGUACAAACAACUGUAGUCAGUCACUUCUAUUGUAUAAAUCCUAGAUUUGAAGACAUGUGAUUGAUGAUAAUUGAUGCUUAUGCUGAAUGUUAAAAUUAAACUACCAUCAAAACUA
Messenger RNA from Cololabis saira (Pacific saury), 7880 nucleotides. It is a transcript of the gene slit3, whose product is annotated as slit homolog 3 (Drosophila). Gene Ontology annotation, biological process: negative chemotaxis; axon guidance. The transcript has 38 exons. Bases 514 to 5130 code for a protein of 1538 amino acids. Gene Ontology annotation, molecular function: Roundabout binding; calcium ion binding; heparin binding. Lineage: Eukaryota; Metazoa; Chordata; Actinopteri; Beloniformes; Belonidae. The record is from RefSeq and is a predicted model, not a curated record.